AUGAUACAAAAUGAAGGCUACCCUUAUAACUAUAGCAACAAUCUCAACUGCUCAUGGACCAUCCGUGCAUCCUCUAUGGAACAGGUCAUCCUCACCUUUUACACGAUCAUGGUGGACGACUGCGAAAACUGCGAAUGUGAUUAUGUUCAGAUAAGAGACGGUCCUGAAAUGUCAAGCCCAGUAAUUGGUAAAUACUGUGGAGAGAUCACGCAGCCAUUUUCUGUCAUAUCAUCAGGCAAUGCCAUAACUGUAGAGUUUAUGACGGAUGAAACCAGCGAAGGAGAAGCCUUGAAUGGAUUUACAGCAAACUACACAUCUAUACCUAUGUGUGGUGGGAACUUCACAACCAUGAACGGUACCAUCAUGUCCCCUGCUAUUAACAACAUGUACCCACACAACGCAGACUGUGUAUAUCAGAUCACUGUUCCUCCAAUGUACCAAGUCUUCUUCAAAGUAGAGAGGUUAAUCCUACAGGAUAAAGGAGAGGACAAUAUCUGCUCUGACUAUCUGCAGCUAAAGGAGACUGCGAGUGGUAUGGACUUGGGCAGAUAUUGUGGAGAAAUGGACAGGUUUAGCGUUAUAACAUCAGGAAACACAGCCUACGCUAGGUUCGUCUCCGACAACCUGACCACGGCACAAGGCUUCACCGUGUUCUGGGAUGCCAUUGACUGCACAAAUGAAUACACAAUGGCCAGUGGAAUGAUCAGCUCUCCGAGUUUUGGAGGUUUGUACCCUUCUAACACCAACUGUACCUAUAGAAUCACAUUACCAGCAGACAAGAAUGUCUUCCUGAAGUUUUCAGUAUUUGAACUAGAACAACAGGCAGUGGAGGACUCUGUGGAAACGCCAGGACGGGAUUGCGCCGACAGUCUGGAGAUAUAUGACUCUGGCAGACAAUUGGAAGCUUAUUGUGGCCUCAGAGAUCCCUUCAGCAUUAUGUCUACAUCUAAUAUGUUGUUUAUGACAUUUAUGACAAAUUUUCCUUUCAACCGUCAAGGAUUCAUGGCGGAAUAUGAAACUUCAGAUCCUGAAAUGAUAUAUACUGACUACAGUGGGAUGAUCACGCCUCCCCUGUUUCGAUUUAUGUAUGCACAUAACAUAAACAAGAAUUUCACCAUCGCCAGACCACAAAAUGAGCCCAUCUUCCUGACAGUGAUCAAUUUUGAAGUGCAGGAGGCGGUCAAUGGUACCUGUGUGGAUUAUAUCCAGAUAGGCUUUGACAGAACGUGUGGAGAACAAGACCCCAUGAUGUACCUCUUCUAUGGAUCUGUAUCAUUUAGCUUCGUAUCAGAUUUGUCCAUUUCCGGUGCUGGUUUUCAAGCCCAGUAUGACGUAUGCAAUACGACCAUCACUGACGAGUCUGGUAUGCUUCGCUCGCCUGGUUACCCUGCCGUGGUAUAUGAAAAUAUAACAUGUACCCGCACACUCCGACAAACAUAUCAACGGGUAUUCGUCAUCGACUUCACUGAUUUUCAACUCCCUCCCAAAGUCAAUGGAGCCUGUGAAAGCUAUGUCAUGAUAACUGACCUACAUACUGGGGUCAUUGGGAUCACGACAGAGGUCAAUGGCCAGAUGAUGAUGGAGACCAGACUUUGUGGAAAUCGAGGUCCUUUUAACGUCACAAUCAAAGCCAGGGAGAUCAGCAUCAUGUACAAGUCCCUAUUCUCAAGAAACACGUUUGGUUACAGCAUGAACUUCAACAUUUCCGAUAUACGUGAGUUUUAA
Saccostrea cuccullata (small rock oyster) is the source of this 1725-nucleotide messenger RNA. Its product is annotated as cubilin-like. The record is from RefSeq and is a predicted model, not a curated record. Gene Ontology annotation, cellular component: blood microparticle. Gene Ontology annotation, biological process: zymogen activation. The coding region runs from base 1 to 1725 and encodes 574 amino acids. Gene Ontology annotation, molecular function: serine-type endopeptidase activity. The transcript is spliced from 10 exons. NCBI's taxonomy places the organism in Eukaryota, Metazoa, Mollusca, Bivalvia, Ostreida, Ostreidae.